This is a messenger RNA of Pneumocystis jirovecii RU7, 2616 nucleotides long. RefSeq lists its product as uncharacterized. The record is from RefSeq and is a predicted model, not a curated record. NCBI's taxonomy places the organism in Eukaryota, Fungi, Ascomycota, Pneumocystomycetes, Pneumocystales, Pneumocystaceae. Gene Ontology annotation, cellular component: cytoplasm. The transcript is spliced from 28 exons. Bases 1 to 2616 code for a protein of 871 amino acids. Gene Ontology annotation, biological process: glycogen catabolic process. Gene Ontology annotation, molecular function: glycogen phosphorylase activity; pyridoxal phosphate binding.
AUGUCAUCUAUAGAAACACAAUUGCACUGUGAAAGUAAUAAAAAAAGUAAAAUUGUUCAUCAUAAACGAACACAUACAGGACUUGGUAAAGAACAAAUUAAAUUUCUUCAGGAACAGAUACCAGAAGCCCAGAGACAUACAUGGGAAUCACAUACAGAGAGAGAUUUGAACACAAAGGAUGCAUUUGAGAGAGAUUUUGUUCGUUAUGUAGAAACGACCCUUGCUCGAUCUAUGUAUAAUUGUGAUGACUCAGCUGCUUAUCAAGCGACAGCGCAUUCAGUUCGUGAUAGACUUAUUACACGGUGGAACAAGACACAGCAGACAUUGACACUUGAGGACCCUAAACGAGUUUAUUAUUUAAGCAUAGAAUUUCUUAUGGGGAGGACUUUGGAUAACUCCAUGCUUAAUCUUGGAAUAAAAGAUAUAAUAAAAAUUGGAAUUGAUGAACUUGGUUUUAAUAUUGAAGAUAUUAUUGAUGCAGAAACAGACGCUGCUCUUGGAAAUGGGGGACUUGGAAGAUUAGCUGCAUGCUUUUUAGAUUCUCUAAGUUCAUUAAAUAUGCCAGCAUGGGGUUAUGGUCUUAGAUAUCAAUAUGGAAUUUUUAAACAGCAAAUUGUUGAUGGACAUCAAGUUGAACAGCCUGAUUAUUGGUUACAAUUUGAAAAUCCAUGGGAAAUGCUUAGACAGGAUGUUAGAAUUCCUGUUAGAUUUUAUGGUCAUGUUCGGAAAUAUGCUGAUAAUGAUGGGAAAACACGCUAUUCAUGGCAAGGAGGUGAACAAGUUUUAGCAGUUGCUUCUGAUGUUCCUAUUCCUGGCUAUGGAACAAAUAAUACAAAUAAUCUUAGAUUAUGGUCUAGUCGACCAAUGCGUGAAUUUGACUUUAGUAAAUUUAAUGCGGGUGAUUAUGAAAAUUCUGUUAGAGAACAACAGCGUGCUGAAACAUUAUCGGCUGUGCUUUAUCCCAAUGAAAAUGUUUAUCAAGGAAAAGAACUUCGUCUUAAACAGCAAUAUUUUUGGGUUUGUGCAAGUUUACAUGAUAUUGUUAGACGUUUUAAAAAAUCUGGAAAACCAUGGUCUAAGUUUCCAGAACAAGUAUCUAUUCAGUUAAAUGAUACACAUCCUGCGUUAGCCGUUGUUGAGCUUCAGCGAAUUUUUGUGGAUUUAGAAGGUCUUGAAUGGGAUCAAGCAUGGAAUAUUGUUGUAAAAACAUUUGGGUUAAUUGCUUAUACGAAUCACACUGUUCUUCCAGAAGCCUUGGAAAAAUGGCCAAUUCCAAUGUUUCAAGAAUUACUUCCACGUCAUAUGCAAAUUAUUUAUGAUAUAAAUCUCUUCUUCUUACAAUCAGUUGAAAAGAAAUUUCCAAAAGAUCGUGAACUUUUAUCACGUGUAUCUAUUGUUGAAGAAUCAUCUCCUAAAUAUGUUCGUAUGGCAUAUCUCGCUAUUAUUGGGUCAUCCAAGGUCAAUGGUGUAGCAGAAUUGCACAGUAAUCUUCUAAAAACAACAAUUUUUAAAGAUUUUGUUAAAAUAUAUGGACCCGAUAAAUUUGUUAAUGUAACGAAUGGGGUUACUCCACGACGAUGGUUACUUCAAGCUAACCCUAAAUUGUCUGAACUAAUUUCAAGAAAACUUGGAGGCUAUGAAUUUUUAACUAAUUUAUCCAAGCUUAAAGAAUUAGAGAACUUUGCUAAUGAUAAAGAAUUUCAAAAAGAAUGGAAACAAGUAAAAUUUUAUAAUAAAGCCAGAUUAGCUAGUUACAUUCAAAGGACUAAAGGCUUAAAAUUAAAUAUAAAUGCAUUGUUUGAUAUCCAAGUGAAGCGUAUUCAUGAGUAUAAAAGACAAACUUUAAAUAUUUAUGGCGUAAUUCAUCGGUAUUUAACAUUAAAAUCUAUGUCUAAAGGAGAAAUCGAAAAACAAGUACCAAGAGUUUCUAUUUUUGGGGGAAAAGCUGCUCCUGGCUAUUAUAUGGCGAAAUGUGUUAUUAAAUUAAUAAAUUGUGUAGCAGAUGUUGUUAAUAAUGAUAAAAGCAUUGGUGAUGUUUUUAAAGUUCAUUUUAUUGAGGAUUAUAAUGUUAGUAAAGCAGAAAUUAUUAUUCCUGCAAGUGACAUUUCAGAACAUAUAUCUACAGCUGGAACUGAAGGUAGUGGUACAAGUAAUAUGAAGUUUGUGCUAAAUGGUGGUCUUAUUAUUGGAACUGUUGAUGGAUCUAAUAUCGAAAUUACCCGUGAAAUUGGUGAAGAAAAUAUCUUUUUAUUUGGAAAUUUAAGUGAAAACGUUGAAGAAUUACGUCACAGACAUAUAUAUGGAAAUGUUCCUAUGGAUCCUGAACUAAAAAAAGUUUGUGAUGCUAUUGAAAGUGGAAUUUUUGGUGAUCCAAAUCUAUUCGCACCGCUUAUGAGCGCAUUAACUAAUGGACAUGAUUAUUAUCUUAUAAGUGAUGAUUUUCAAUCAUAUCUUAAUACACACAAAAUUAUAGAUGAAACAUAUAAAGAUAGUGACUUAUGGGUUUACAAAACUAUUAUUUCUGUUGCAAACAUGGGCUUUUUUUCUUCUGAUCGUGCUAUUCAAGAAUAUGCUGAAGGGAUUUGGAAUAUUGAAGCAUGUCCUUUGGAUGAGUGA